AUGGCGCCAGUGACUUUGAAAACGGUAGAUGAUGACCUUAAAGAUGUGAUCCAGCACCUAUUCGAGAUCCAAUCCGCCGUCCACGGGUAUCUAGGCCCAGAGACACAGCAGGAGCUUGUGCGAAAGAUCAAAAACCUUACCGUCGCCCUCUCGACCCUUUCAACGCACACCCAGCUCCCGCCAACACAAGACAAUCAACCAGACACGAACACAGACCCCUCCAACCCCUCCCUCGCCAGCAUCCAGCUUCCACCAGAGAUCAUCGACUACGUUGACUCGGCGCGCAACCCAGACAUUUAUACGCGAGAGUUCGUUGAGCUUGUGCAGCGUGGGAAUCAGGACUUGCGUGGCAAACGCGAAGCCUUUGCGAGCUUCCGCGACGUGUUGGCCCGCGAGAUGCGCAGCGCUAUGCCCGAGUGUCGCGGUGAAGUCGAUCGGGUGAUUGCUGCGACGGGUGGGGCUGUUGAUGGAUCUGAUGAUGUUUCUGGGGCUGCGGCUCCAGCUACGUCUGGGGGUGGAAAUUGA
Molecule: messenger RNA, 525 nt
Organism: Penicillium griseofulvum
Lineage: Eukaryota; Fungi; Ascomycota; Eurotiomycetes; Eurotiales; Aspergillaceae
Gene: nut2
Product: mediator complex subunit NUT2
Exons: 3
Coding region: 1-525 (174 amino acids)
Biological process (GO): regulation of transcription by RNA polymerase II
Cellular component (GO): mediator complex
Molecular function (GO): transcription coregulator activity
Source: RefSeq, a predicted model, not a curated record